This is a messenger RNA of Monoraphidium neglectum, 1170 nucleotides long. RefSeq lists its product as hypothetical. The coding region runs from base 1 to 1170 and encodes 389 amino acids. NCBI's taxonomy places the organism in Eukaryota, Viridiplantae, Chlorophyta, Chlorophyceae, Sphaeropleales, Selenastraceae. Gene Ontology annotation, cellular component: cytosol; membrane; nucleoplasm. The record is from RefSeq and is a predicted model, not a curated record. Gene Ontology annotation, molecular function: 2'-5'-oligoadenylate synthetase activity; double-stranded RNA binding. The transcript is spliced from 5 exons. Gene Ontology annotation, biological process: regulation of ribonuclease activity.
AUGCAGCCGCAAACGGAGGCACAGGCGGCAGUGCCUGCCAUUACAGACGAGGUGUACGAGGUGUUCAGGAAGAAGCUGAGCAGCACGAUCUGGAGCCUCCACAACCUGAUCAGGGGCGGCUCGGCUCAGAAGCUCACCAACCUGGCUGGCAGCUACGAUCUGGAUUUAGUCCUGUUGGUGAACCAUCCCGGCACCACCUGGGACGUGGCGCGCAAGGCCUCCAUUGCGGAUGUCCAGGAGCUGCUGGUGUCCGAGGGAUGGGGGGCCAUCCCCACCAAACCGUUCAAGCACGGGCGGUUCGAGCGCCCCAGCCUGGAUCCCGCUGGCCCCCUGCACCUGGAUGUGCUGCCCGUGCCCAAGCCCGCCAACCUGGGGUCAGGCUCGCUGGACAAAGCGCUGUACAACGCGCUGCUCGCGCCCCUCCUGCUGCCUGCGGCGGCACACAGCGACCGCGCAGCAGCACGCAGCAGCGACCAGUGCUACCCGCCGCACCCCGCAGUGCUACCCGUGUCGGACCGAACCCGCGUGCUGCAGCUGACGGAAGUGGAGGUGGAGGUGGUCAGGGCGCAGCACCCCACCACGAAGAACGGGAUGCGUUUGCUCAAGGCGUGGGUGCGCUUCGGCGACCACGAGAUUCGAGGCACCGAUAAAAUCCCUGGCAUCGUGUGCGAGGUCCUGGUGAUGGCCGCCUGCCGCCGCGACCAGCUGAACGUGCCCUACUUUGCCGCAGCCACGCGUCAAGCAGCGAUUGGCGGCGGUCGCCCCCCCGGAGUCAUGGAGGCGUUCAUGGGGGGGCUGGAGCUGAUUGCGACGCGGCUGCGGUUGAUUCCGCUGGAGCCCGCGCAGGCUGACAAAGACAACCCCCCUGCGCCAGUGGUGGCGGAGGUUCUGUACACCGCAGAGCAGGCGGAGCGGUACCGCGGCUGCUGGGGCCCUGGGAAGCCGCCAUUCACCCCCAUCAUCUUGUACCCUGCAGACCCGACUUGCAACAUGCGCGAGCGCGUCGAAUUCGCGCAUUGGGACGAGCUUGCAGACGCAGCCGCCCUGCUCCAUAGCCAGCUGGCCUCUGGGGCUUCACAGUGCAGCAGCCGCGAGGACUGGGCGCGCCGGGUGGAGGGCACCAGCCUGCGGGGCGUGGCGCGGCAGUUCCUGCCUGGCGGCGUCAAGUGA